Aaosphaeria arxii CBS 175.79 is the source of this 3073-nucleotide messenger RNA. RefSeq lists its product as uncharacterized. Gene Ontology annotation, cellular component: nucleus. Gene Ontology annotation, molecular function: metal ion binding; protein binding; ubiquitin-protein transferase activity. NCBI's taxonomy places the organism in Eukaryota, Fungi, Ascomycota, Dothideomycetes, Pleosporales. Bases 93 to 2993 code for a protein of 966 amino acids. The transcript has 2 exons. The record is from RefSeq and is a predicted model, not a curated record. Gene Ontology annotation, biological process: ubiquitin-dependent protein catabolic process; protein ubiquitination; mitotic cell cycle checkpoint signaling.
CAACACAUCAACGCCCACGCCCACGCCCGCCCACGCUUCUUUCUUGUUGGAAAUCUGCUCGUUUGCUCUGCUUGCAUGCUGAACUGAACAAAAUGGCCGAGGACGGGCGGGCCGGGCUCAUGGACCUGGAGAAAGAAUUGACUUGUUCUAUCUGCACCGACCUCCUCUACCAACCGCUCACACUCCUCGACUGCCUACACACCUUCUGCGGCGCCUGUCUGAAAGAAUGGUUCCAGUUCCAGGCGUCCACCGCCACGUCCAUACACCCAUACACCUGCCCGUCAUGUCGCGCGUCGGUGCGCACGACGCAGCCCAAUGCGACCGUCACGACGCUGUUGGACAUGUUCGUGAAGGCGAAUCCGGAGCGGGGGAAGAGCGACAGCGAAAAGAGCUCGGAUAGGGAGAAGUACAAGCCUGGGGACAAUAUCAUGCCGAAGCUGAGGAGGAGAGAUGGACAGGAUGAGGAGGAGGAUCGGAGGAUGUUGGAGGAGGUGCAGCAGUUGAGUCUGAGGGAGAUGGGGAUUCCGAGCGCGAGUGCGAACACGAAUGCGAAUGCGACUCUGGAACCACCACGAGAGCGAAGGAGGAGGGAGAGGAGUAGAGAUGCGAGUCGUGAGUCGAGGGACAGCAGAAGGACGGAGGGGAGGUCAAGGAGUAGGAAUCCACCUGAAGAGAGGCGAUCCAGAGAAAUUAUCCCGCCGAGGCAUGUGGAACAUCAGUCGAGUUUGAGGUCUUUGCUCAGUUCGUCGGAGCUUGACUCGCAAGAGAUGGAAGAGGAGAUCAUGCGGCAAAUCAUGGAGGAGGGACUGCUGGACGGAAUUGAUCUCAACAAUAUCGAUGUCGCGCAAGAGGACGAGAUCAGUGAAAGGAUCGCGCAAGCUUACAGGAGACGGCAAUCAGAACGGCAGCGGGAGCGGAGGGAGAGGAGGGAACGGCUUGCAAGAGAAGGUCGCGCGGAAGCUCCAGUGUCGGGCUCGUCCACGCCGCAAGAUGUUCGCAGUCCGCCGAUACGCAGCGACGAAGAGCAGGCCCGCAGGAGACAUGCCCGGUCUGAAAGUAUGACCGCCACGCCCCAUAGCCAGAGCUCCUCACGUGCGCCUCCGCCAGUGUCUCGACCGGGACUGAUCGAAGCUGCAAACCAGGGCACUACGCGCCAGCAUCAUCGGCGAUCUUCGAGCCAGGGCAGUUCGAGAUCAGCAAGGAGAUCCGAACGUCCUGCGCCUUUGUCUGUGACAUCCACCAGACAAGGUUCGCACUCUACCAACGACCUGGGAGAAAGACCCGCGACGGCUGGAAUAGGCUCGGCACCGCGGCGGCUGUCUGAAAACCAACAACGAGGUUCUCUUGAGGAACGCCAGCAGUUUCGAAGUGGUUUGCGAGCGCAUUCAUCAUCGAAUCCCAAUUCGCCGAGAAGGGCAAUGUUCAAUGGACCCACCGCCGAGAGUCCUUCCAGUACGACGGCGAUCGUGGCCUCUCCUCUGUCAUCCCCUCCCGAAUCAGCAAAUCCUAUCGGCCUACAUCCGCCAAACACACGACGAACCACAGAUCCUACCAGCAUAAGACAGCCUCGCCCGGCCAAUGAUGGUACCCCUCCCAUGCUAUCUCCAGCUACAUUUCCACGCUCAGUGAACGACUCGUCAGCAGUCGGACUACCCACGAGCUCCUCAGCAGCAGCACCUACACCACCGCCACCAACGUUGUACGCCGAGCCUAACAUAUCCUGCAAGCGGUGCAACAAACAGCACAUUGAGUAUGAGCUACAUUACCAUUGCUCGUCGUGUAACAAUGGCGACUACGACAUAUGCAUCACAUGCUACCGGGCAUCCCGGGGCUGUGAGCACUGGUAUGGCUUCGGCUGGGCAGCGUGGCCUCGUUAUGAGCGAAAGGCUCCUGCCGGGGGAUAUCCUCCAAACCACGAACAUCCUCAUAUUCUUGUAGGCCGACGAUACCGCAGGCCACAGACGCCUAUGACGGAAUCGCCAACACCUCCACACACGCUCAUGACCGAGGACGACCCGGCAUAUCGACUGGAAUCGGGGGUUUUCUGCGACCUCUGCAAAGCGUAUGCGAACGGCUGCUAUUGGAAGUGUGAAGUGUGUAAUGAAGGCGACUGGGGUUUCUGCAAUGACUGCGUGAACCAAGGACGGCAUUGCACGCACCCUCUACUACCCGUCGCUCACCAACCCAAGCAAUCCACGCUGGGAGGACCUACAUCGGACGCAAGCUCGCCCCAUCCUGAACCCACUUCUCAAGCCGCUCCCAUUUCCCCAGGUCUAUCUCCACCAGCACACGAAGCAACCACUCCCCCACGCACACCCCGAACUGCCGCCCCUAUCCGUGGCCCAGGCCUCGUCACCAUCGCAAACUCCAUCUUCCGCCCCCUCACAUUCACGACCGUCUGCAACAUCUGCACGUACCCAAUCCCACCGUCAUGCACCCGCUAUCACUGUCUGAAAUGCAACAAGGGCGACUACGACAUCUGCACCGGGUGCUACCAAAAGCUCAUCGUCUCCUCGCGCAUCAGCAAAGAAGACGGCAUGAACGGAUGGCGCCGCUGCCUCCGCGGCCACCGAAUGGUCCUCGUAGGCUUCGAAGACCGCUCGGGCGGCCAGCGCCGCGUCGUCGUCCGCAACCUCGUCGGCGGCUGGGCCCUCCGCGAGGACUCCACAUUACCAGAACCACGCUCCCCACAAACCGAGAAUGCACCACCCCCCAAAUCAUCAUCAUCGUCGACAACGCCUCCCCCAACCUCAUCCUCCCAGCAGCAAUCGCAGAAACCCCGCCUCCCCCCCGACGGCGGCGUCGGCCUCAUCGUCCAGGCAAAUUGGUCGUACUUCCCCGCGGGCGACAACGUCGCAGACGAGCUGGCGUUCCCGCGCUUCGCGGAGAUACGCGAGGCCGAGGACAUCAACGGCGAUUGGUUCUGGGGAGUGUACGCGGGCGCCAAGGGCUUGUUUCCUGGGAACUAUGGAAGGGUUUUGGGGAGUGUGUGAUUGGGAGACGGAGAAGGGCUGGGAUGGAUGGAUAGAUUGGGGUAGAUAAUGACGAUACGAUAGGAUAAUUUUGACAUAAC